Molecule: messenger RNA, 870 nt
Organism: Botrytis byssoidea
Lineage: Eukaryota; Fungi; Ascomycota; Leotiomycetes; Helotiales; Sclerotiniaceae
Exons: 4
Coding region: 1-870 (289 amino acids)
Biological process (GO): nucleotide-excision repair; DNA replication; double-strand break repair via homologous recombination
Cellular component (GO): DNA replication factor A complex; site of double-strand break; chromosome, telomeric region
Molecular function (GO): DNA binding
Source: RefSeq, a predicted model, not a curated record
AUGUCAAACAGCUACGGAUACCAAAAUAAUUAUUCAACCACCAGUUACGGCGCACAAGGCGGGGCAGAUGGUGGUGGAUUUGUUCAAGGAGGAUAUGGUGGAUCGCAGGGAGGAAGCCAAGAAAGUCCUGGAGGCUCAAAGACAUAUGGUAAAGAUACAUUACGACCAGUAACCAUCAAGCAAAUCCUCGAGGCAGUGCAACCACAUCCCGAUGCAGAUUUCAAAAUUGAUGGAUCGGAAGUAACUCAACUCUCAUUCGUUGGCCAAGUCCACUCUAUCUCCACCCAAGCCACAAAUAACACCUACAAAGUCGACGAUGGUACCGGUCUCAUCGAAGUAAAACAAUGGAUCGACAACGACGCUGCUCCCGAAAACGCAAGACCUGUGCCGGAAGAAGGAAAGUACAUACACGUAUGGGGACGACUCAAGUCUUUCCAUGAUAAACGUCAUGUAGGAGCUCAUAUUAUUCGACCCGUUCUCGAUAUGAACGAAGUGACAUUCCAUGGAUUAGAAGCUACUCUGGCACAUUUAUAUUUCACUCGCGGUCCUAUCGAUACAGCAGGUGCUAUGACAAAGAAAGAGGGAGGCGAUGGAAUGUUUGUUGAUUCGUAUGGUGGCAAUAACAUGGGAGCUGGAGAUGCUUCUACGGGUGGUAAAAUAUUACCUGCGAAGGUAUCUCGCAAUUCCAGAAUGGUUUUCGAUCUUUUACAGUCAGAGCCCCAAAACAAUGAGGGUUUGAAUGUAAAUAUGAUUGCGACCAAGCUUGGUAUGCCAGUUGCAGAUGUCUACAAGUGCGGAGAUGAGUUAUUGGCGGAGGGUUGUAUUUAUACAACGGUUGAUGAUGAGACGUGGGCUGUGUUGGAGUACUAG